AUAUAGUGAAGUAGCAGCGUGCUUAUGCAGACAGAGGGAGCGGCAACCAGAGACAGGGUGUCCUCACCAUGGCCCCUAUGCAGCUCCUGGCAGAAGUCAAGGGCUGGCUCCGGAUCCGAAGCCUCCUGGCCCGACAGUGCCUGGCAGAGUUUCUGGGUGUGUUUGUGCUCAUGCUCAUCACCCAAGGGGCUGUGGCCCAGGCUGUCACCAGUGAGGAAACUAAAGGCAACUUCUUCACCAUGUUUCUGGCUGGCGCUUUGGCUGUGAUGGUCGCCAUCUACGUGGGUGGUAAUGUCUCCGGGGCUCACCUGAAUCCAGCCUUCUCCCUGGCCAUGUGCCUCCUGGGACGCCUCCCCUGGGCCAAGCUCCCCAUUUACUCCUUGGUGCAGAUACUGUCUGCUUUCUGCGCCUCUGGAGCCACUUAUGCUCUCUACUAUGAUGCCCUACAGAACUAUACAGGUGGGAACCUGACAGUGACUGGCCCCAAGGAGACAGCUUCCAUCUUUGCCACCUACCCUGCUCCCUAUUUGUCCCUGAACAAUGGCUUCUUGGAUCAGGUUCUGGGAACUGCGGUCCUGAUUGUGGGGAUCUUGGCCAUCCUGGACACACGGAACAAGGGAGUGCCUGCAGGUCUGGAGCCCAUGGCAGUGGCCCUUUUGAUCCUGGCCAUCGGGCUCUCCAUGGGUGCCAACUGUGGAUACCCACUCAACCCUGCCCGGGACCUGGGCCCACGGAUUUUCACCUACGUGGCCGGCUGGGGCCCUGAAGUCUUCAGCGCCGGUAAUGGCUGGUGGUGGGUGCCUGUGCUGGCCCCUAUGGUGGGGGCCACCCUUGGCACAGCCACUUACCAACUUCUGGUGGCUCUGCACCACCCUGAGAGUUCAGAACCGGCUCAGGGUCUAGUGCUUGCCCAGUAUAAAGACUUGGAAACUCCUGCCUCAACUCAGACGCCCCAACAGUCCUACCUCCCUCAUGGACACUGAAGAGGGCCGGAGACCCAGACCUGGAGACACGACAUUCUUUCUCUGGACUAAGGCACCAGGCCCUGCGCAGCUUCUGUGUUUACUCAUCUAAGCAUCGCUUCCCCUAAACUGGGGCGGACGCCGGGACAGGGAGACCGCCCGGGAGGAGCCUGAGGUCCCACAAGCCCCUUUGGGGACCCUGCGGGCUCCCAGGAACGCAGUCCUCCCUGCGGCCGCCAGGGGGUGCGCCCCCCGGACGCCGGACUGGGGAAGCCAGAAAUCUGCCGGGUGGUGGGGACUAGCUCCGAACCUGGGUCCCACUGUCUGACUCCCAGGCCCCUACCCUCGGCGCCUCCGCCCCUGCAUUAGCUC
This is a messenger RNA of Myotis myotis, 1334 nucleotides long. RefSeq names its product aquaporin 10 (gene AQP10). Gene Ontology annotation, biological process: water transport; glycerol transmembrane transport. The coding region runs from base 69 to 983 and encodes 304 amino acids. Lineage: Eukaryota; Metazoa; Chordata; Mammalia; Chiroptera; Vespertilionidae. The record is from RefSeq and is a predicted model, not a curated record. Gene Ontology annotation, molecular function: glycerol channel activity; water channel activity; urea transmembrane transporter activity. Gene Ontology annotation, cellular component: plasma membrane; basolateral plasma membrane. The transcript has 6 exons.